GCAUCUUUGGUAGGAGGGGUCGAUGCCUGGCACACUGUCUCAGGAAAAUGACCUCACAAACGUCAACGACCAUUUUCUGUGCAGACUGUAAAUUAAAACUCGUCUCAUGUAUGUGCCUUCAGGAAUAAUAUUUGAACACUCCCAAUAUAUAUAACAUCAUCAAAAAUCGUCCACAAGUAAACAGCCUGGAUAAGAUCUCUAAUGACAAUUCUUAAUGCCCAAUUAGCCAACAUGACUGAUUCUGUUCCGUGUGACGCAGUUGGGAGGCGGAUCAUCUGCGAUGGAGAGAAGGGGACCGUGCUGUUUGUUGGGAACGUGCCCCCUACAGCAGGUCUUUGGCUUGGUGUGGAAUGGGAUAACCCAGAACGAGGCAAGCAUGACGGGAGCAAUGAGGGAGUCCGGUAUUUCAAAAGCCGUCACCCUACCAGCGCCUCCUUUAUCCGCCCAAAGAAAGUCCAUUUUGGAGUGGACUUACUAACAGCACUAAAAAAGCGUUACGAUCUAGAGGACAACCAGGGCUACACAGAGAAAAUGACCGUUGGCAAAACGGAAGUCCAAAUGGUGGGGUUUCAAUCUGUCUCGGAGAAACAAAGUCAGUUGCACAAACUUGAAGUGGUUUCUGUGAAAGGAAGUGAUGUAAGCAGUGCCGGUCAAGAUAAUGAAAUCCAGCAGACAACUCCAAAUAUUGUAUUGUUAAAUUUGUCGGAGAACUUGCUGUCUUCAUGGGACCGGGUAGCUGAUAUUACACGACAGCUCACGAAACUGAAAGCACUUGAACUUCGUGGGAACAGACUAAGCAUCCCUGCAAAUCCCUCCUCACUGACCCAUGCUUUUGCCAAUCUGAAGGAGUUGGCACUAAACAAAACUGGGGUUAACUGGUCUGAGGUUCUGGAAUGUGCACCGAUGUGGCCUGCCCUGGAAGAGCUGUAUCUUUCUGACAAUUCUAUUACUGAUUUGCAAAAACCAGUACAUGUUUUGCAGUCCUUGACCUUAUUAGAUCUAAGUAACAAUCCAUUAUCAGGUGGAGAGCAGCUCAAAAACAUUGGAUACCUGCCAAGACUCAACAAACUUUUACUGACAAACACAGGGCUGUCUUCAAUACAUUUUGAUGACGUUGGGCCAGGCUGCAAAACAGCAAUGUUUCCCUCGCUAGAGUUUUUAGCAGUUGACAACAACAACAUUUCUCAGUGGUCCUUUGUGAACGAGUUGGAGAAGCUACAGAGUCUGCAGAAGCUGUCUUGCCUCAAUAACCCUCUGAUGUCAGCCGAGAGGAAUGCAGAGACAGCACAGCAGCUGAUCAUCGCGAAGAUAGGGAAACUACAGGUUCUCAACAAGUCGGAGAUAUUGCCAGACGAGAGAAGGGGUGCAGAACUGGAUUAUCGUAAAAUAUUCGGAAGAGAGUGGCUAGAAGCGGGAGGGAAUCAGGACCCAGAGAAGAAUCGACCCAGUGAAGCCUUUACUGCCCAGCAUCCUAGAUACCAGAUCCUCAUUGAGAAAUACGGUGCUCCCGAAGAUGGUGAGCUAAAAGAGCAGCAGCCGUUCGCAUUGAAAAAUCAGCUGCUGACCAUAACCUUCAAAUGUCCAGAUAGGGAUGAAAAAAAGCCCAUCGAAAAGAAACUUCCAGAUUCCAUGACUAUUCAGAAGGUGAAAGGAUUGCUUUAUCGUCUAUUAAAGGUUCCAGGUUCUGAAUUGAAACUCACAUACACAAGCUCAAAGAUGGAAGGUAAAGAAAUUGAAAUAGAUAAUGAUUUGAAGCCACUGCAGUUCUACUCCAUCGAAGAUGGGGACAGCGUGCUGGUGCGAUGGUCCUGAUGAUGGGAGCAAUAACACUGAACCGAGCAUCUACCAUUGUGGAAAUCAAAUCUGCCUGGGUCCUAUAUUGCAUCCUGCCAUCAGAAACUGAAGACACUGUACUGGUAACAUGCAUUGUUACAUCAUAACUUACAAAGCUUUUUUCACCUUUUGGCAAAUUAGUAUCUAAAUGUAAAGAUUCAUGCAGCUCAGAGUAAGCCACAUGUUGCUUGAUUUGUGUUAUGUUCCAAUAGGCCUUUAAAGCUAGACACAGAUGUACUUUGUUGGUCCCCAUUUGGUAUAGUCGUAGCUUGUGUUGAUUGUUCCCCAAAGGUGAUUGUAGGGACACAAGUUUCUUGACCCCUUGAAACGUGCUUCCACUACAAUCCAAUCAGUCAGGUAUUAAAAUAAUCAAAUUUUGGCUAACCUAUAGAGAGUACAUGGUGCAAGGUAGAAGGCAUACAGUUGUACCAGGAUUACCUACACCUCUGGUGCAUUGUGAGACGCAGAAAAGUGUCUUUAACCAACUGAAAAGCAGCUGUCUCCAUACAAUGAAAAUCCUUCAUGUGUGUUACUGUGCUUUUUAAAAUAUGUUUAAACUUUCUUUUCAUGUAUAAAAUGUAAAUAAAUAGAAAAAAAAUA
This is a messenger RNA of Acipenser ruthenus (sterlet), 2433 nucleotides long. RefSeq names its product tubulin folding cofactor E (gene tbce). Gene Ontology annotation, biological process: protein folding. Lineage: Eukaryota; Metazoa; Chordata; Actinopteri; Acipenseriformes; Acipenseridae. The transcript is spliced from 17 exons. The record is from RefSeq and is a predicted model, not a curated record. Bases 202 to 1812 code for a protein of 536 amino acids. Gene Ontology annotation, molecular function: alpha-tubulin binding.